UUUAUUUCCACCAACAUCCGUCUAUCUACUCAGCAUCUGUCGGAAGAUCACUAACUGUAUCAUCAGCCGAAAGCUUCCCUCCGCUCCUUCCUGCUUCCGGAACUCAAUUCCCCGGCCAAAUCUCUCACACGGCUGUCAACGCCCCGAAGCUCCUCACGGCCGCAUCCAUACUACCUAUCGGCGUCAAGUAAUAGACGACAUAUGUACUCGGUCGACGAGUGAGAGAACCGACCGAGAAAGUCUGAAAGUUCGCCGCGACUGCCGCCGCUCUCACCUUCAUCGCCGGAGGCCUGGUAUAAGGCAGCAUACUUCACGGGUAGCCUUCCUCUUUAUUUGGUUAACAAUAUCCUUCUAUCCACCGGGGUGAGUCCGAUUGCUAGCUGUCAACUCUGUACGUGGGCGGCAGAGCUGCGCAAUGGGGACCUCAACGUCCAAGGUUCUGGGGCAGAACGCGAAGCGGACAUGCCAGCCCAGCAACGAAAUCCAGCAGUCUCCAUCUUCUCCGGCACUGGCAACAGCGUGCUCCAGCAAUGGCUCCUCACCGUCUGUCGAUUCUCGAUUCCUUUGCUGCGGCCAACCCGACGCCCCUUCACCCCACUUUCGCUUUCUCGAUCUUCCAGCCGAAAUGAGGGUUAUGAUCUACGAAGAACUUGUCGUAGUCGGAAAGAUCUUCUACACGCAUAACCUCCACGACGUCGAAAACGGCAGGCGCUGUCACGGAUUCGAGCUCUUCAAGAAGCCCAAAUUGACCAUCUUCCUAGUCUGCAAGCAGAUACACACGGAAGCGGAAAAAGUCUAUCUCACCAAGAACUUAUUUGUGCUUCCUGUCAACUGGCCAGCGUUCCAACCGUUCACUACGAGGAACACGUCCGACGAGGUCGAAGACGAUGACGAAUCCUCCAAGCAACCCGCUGCACCACGCUACCUUUUCUCCGCUUCGGCGCUUGAUAGCGUUAAGAAUAUCAGCAUCUCCAUUGACCAAAAGCAACUAGAGCACUAUGGGUGUUCUCACUCGGCAUGGACGCAGAUCUACGAACCAGCAAUCGGACCUUUCGACCAGCUUACUCGGCAUCAACGCUUCGACCAUAUCCACGAUCUGGAGCUGGACGAUGUCGCAGAUCAGUGGCUCGACUUGGUGCAUUCUCUUCCGGUUCCCCCUACCGGCCUGCAUUAUCUCGAAGUCGACUUUACCAACGCUUAUUGUCCCAUCGGCUGCUGUCGGCCAAUCCACCUAGCUGUGGGCGAUUGGAUCACAUUGGUGGCGCCGAAGAAGCUCGAUGUCAUAGGAGUGCUUCCUGAUGAGGAGCGGCAAUUCACGUAUGUGGAUCUCAACGGAAUGCACUAUACCCGGAGAAUCCUCAAGCAACAAUACGGAUUGCGCUUCCGACAGCCCGGCGAGCCUACGCCAUGGGACGAGUGGAUGAUUCGACAUCCAGCGGCGGUUUAUACGCUUCCCUAGUCAUUACGGAGGAAUACAAUGGACAGAACUGAAGGAGGGUUUUGAGAUAUGG
Molecule: messenger RNA, 1511 nt
Organism: Trematosphaeria pertusa
Lineage: Eukaryota; Fungi; Ascomycota; Dothideomycetes; Pleosporales; Trematosphaeriaceae
Exons: 3
Coding region: 416-1459 (347 amino acids)
Source: RefSeq, a predicted model, not a curated record